Messenger RNA from Adineta steineri, 594 nucleotides. NCBI's taxonomy places the organism in Eukaryota, Metazoa, Rotifera, Eurotatoria, Adinetida, Adinetidae. The record is from the annotation of a GenBank genome assembly.
AUGAAUAGACUUGUGAAAUCACUUUUUAAACCAACUUUGUUUCAAUUUCAAAAUGCAACUUUAAUUAGUCGUCAAAGUUUUGCAUUUGCUUCUACAACAAAUGAUGAUAAAACAAAGAAAUUAUUUGAAUUAAUUAAAGAUAUUCGUUAUGCUAUGAUUACAACAACUGAAUCAGAUCAUAGUCUUCGUGCACGUCCAAUGGCUAGUCGACAAGCUGAUGAUUGGGAUGGUACAUUAUGGUUUUUUACUAAAAAAUCUUCACCAAAAGUUAAAGAAGCAAAACAAAAUCAUGAUCAAGUCAAUGUCUCAUUUUCUGAUCCAAAUAAAAUGUCAUUUGUUUCAGUUAGUGGUAAAGCUGAACUUGUUGAAGAUAAAGAUAAAUUAAAAGAACUUUGGUCAUCUUAUUUAAAAGUGUUCUUUCCACAAGGAUUAAAUGAUCCCGAUUUAGCUUUAUUGAAAGUAACAGUUAAUUAUGGUGAAUAUUGGGAUUCACCAAGUAAUACAAUGGUACAAUUAUAUGCCAUGGCAAAAGCAGCCGUUACUAAAAAUCCAAAAGCACUUGGUGAAAAUAAAAAAGUUGAUAUUAAAAACUAA